AUGUCAGAACGUCCAGCAAAACGUGUUCGCCAAGCAUGUGAACCGUGUAGGCGCAAGAAAACAAGAUGUCCAGGCGAGAAGCCAGUAUGCUCGCAUUGUGCGAGAUUGAGACAAAAUUGUUAUUAUGCUGAUGAUGGACCAAAUCAUGCAAACGGGAGAACCUCAAUUGAGAGAACCCCAAUGCCGACACCUAGUCGAGUACAGGAAACGGCGCACGUGAGAUCUUCUAGUGACGUUAAUUUGCCGCUGCCUGUAUUCUGUCGAAACAGAUUUGUUGAAACACUCAACGAACGUGACCCAGAGGUGAUUUUCUCGAUCCUAGCUUUGGCCAUACGAUUUUCAGACGAUGAGAUUUUCCGUGAUAACCAAUCUGAGCUUGUUGCAGGAUAUGUGGAGGCAGCUCGAUCGAUUAUCUCAGGCAGGAUAUUCGGAGGUCGAGUUUUAGAUGGAAAUACACGACAAGCAAGCGUACACAGUAGCCUAGCUAUGAGUUUAGCCCACAAUGCAGGUCUCACAACAGAGAGCCACGCCCCUUUAUCUGAGUUUCUUCGUGAAGAGCGUCGGCGAUGCUUUUGGAGUUUAUUCCUUCUCAAAAGACUACACGGUGCCGACUUUAGCGUCAUAGAUUUUACAGGCGAUGACAAUUUCCCGUGGUAUCCGGAAACAACUGGGAAACCGGUAAAUCCUGGACAGUUUACCAGUGGAGAAACCCCCGACCUAUCGUCACCAGAGUUUGCUACACCUGAUACUCAAGACAAAGGUGUCGUUGCAUACGCAAUUCAGCUCAGCGAAGUGUGGUUUAAGAUUACCCGUUACGCGAGGAGACGUGGAAACCCAACAAUCAUUGCAACAAUAUAUUUACAGGAAUGUUUUGCCGAAGACCCAAUUGUACGACAGGAGAAGCGUGACAACUUUGACAAGUGUCUAAGAUUCAUUCGGGAUUUCAAAGAGUGGCCUCAUGUUGCUCGAAUGGCUGAAAAGCUUCAACGACUUUGUGAUACAGUUUCAUCCACCUAUACAAAUACUGAUGCACCACCUCAAACCCCCAACCGCAGUCUUCUCAUCGACCUAGGUCAAUUCUGGGAGAUCUUGGAGUACUCGUCAUCGAGCGAAAUACCUACCUCGGCCCGUCGCCUUUUCGGACCAUCGUUAUAUUCAGCUUCACUACCUGCCACUCAUGAAAUAAGCCAUGCGUCAUCAUUACCAGAACCAACUAGAGUCGACAGGCAGGAUUUUGAGGGCUCCGGUCCCAGUUCGGUAAAUGCAAGUGUGGUGAAUUUGGGGGAAAAUGGGAUGCUGGGACAAGACCAAGAGUUUGUUCAAGCACCAUUUCAUUAUUCUGAUGAUGAAUUGGCAGUUUUGGCGGAAAGCUUUUUUCAUCAAAGGGGUGAUGGGUUGGGGAACGUGGAUGAUUGGUGGAGUGCUGGAAAUUUGGGGGGUUGA
Messenger RNA from Sclerotinia sclerotiorum 1980 UF-70, 1443 nucleotides. RefSeq lists its product as hypothetical. The transcript has 6 exons. Gene Ontology annotation, molecular function: DNA binding; DNA-binding transcription factor activity, RNA polymerase II-specific; zinc ion binding. Lineage: Eukaryota; Fungi; Ascomycota; Leotiomycetes; Helotiales; Sclerotiniaceae. The record is from RefSeq and is a predicted model, not a curated record. The coding region runs from base 1 to 1443 and encodes 480 amino acids. Gene Ontology annotation, cellular component: nucleus. Gene Ontology annotation, biological process: regulation of DNA-templated transcription; DNA-templated transcription.